UUUUUCUUUCUUUCAUGAUACGCGUCAUAAAUAAGAGUACUUUACUAUUAAAGAAACAACAUAUUCUCCCGAGAUCAAGUCUUGUUUUAUUUCAAAAGACUCGAUACUCUAGUUCUUUACCAAAUUCACAUAAAAUAUAUGCUUUACCCUUUAAACUUCCUGAAGAGAAAGUACAUCAAAUUGUAAAUAUCGCUUCUUAUGUAAAUCAGCAUGCUUUCUUUGGUAUCUUUAAAAUCUUCAAGAGUAUAUUCACUCGAAAAAUGCCAGAAGUGAAAGAAAGUGUGUCAUCCAUGCAAGUUCGUAAGGCCUAUCUUCCUCUUUGGUAUUAUGAUAUGGCUGUGUCAGCAGACAUUACGCCCUCUUCAAAAGACGAAAGUGAGUCUGCCGAAACAAUACUCAAGACCAUGGGCCCAGCACGUCAAAUGUUAGGCAUUGGAUUUGACUGUUAUUGGCCUGGGCAUGUAUGGGAUCCUGUCCCUCUAACACGCAUAGAAGACAUGGUCCCUUUCUCUCCUGAACUUUAUGAAUCCAAAGACGAUAUAGAAAUCAUACCUUUCACAGUCAAUCCGCUUGUCGAUAUUGUAGAACGUACACCAAAUGCACUUGAGCAUCUUACGGUUGAUUCACCCACACAUAAAUCAGGCAUCUUGACCAUGCAUCAGGCCAAAGUCCUCUUUAGUUCAGUUUAUCCUAUUUAUUGGCCAGUCUACAUUGCUCAGUUCACAGUGGAUCAGAAAGAGGAGGAUAAGCCCAAGACAGUCGUGAUUGCAGCACACAGUGAUGAUCCUCCUAUCUAUCAAUGGGAUUCGAGUAAGAAGGGAGCAGAGCAAUGGAUCAAUAAUGGCCCUUGGGUCAAUCUGGAUGUGACUGAACCUGAAUGGCAAAUGGGAUUUGGUGCUCAACCUCCUCUAAGAUACUUGGUCCAUCGAUUCUUGACAGAAGUCGUAGGCCAGUUUCAGACAACGACCAUUGAUUGGGAUGAUGAUCGUAUUCAAGCUUAUCCCAACUACCAACAUCAAAACAGAGAGUAUUUAAAGCAGUUAUUUAAGGUCUGGGCUGAACGUAACAUGCUCUCACGUAUUGAAGGAUUGGAUGAGAACCAAAGAACAGUGGGUUUACGUAGAGGAUCUACAGCAGAAUCAAAAGACAAAGCAAAGCCUCUGAUUCAAGUCCAGACAGUAGGCGACAUUCGUAGUGGCAUUGAGAGUAGAGUAAGCCAAGAACUUGCUCGUCUUGAAGAACUAGAACCUGUCUGGUACAAAGAAUAUAUUAAGAAAAAGAAAAAUGAACAAUAAAAAUUGUCCUAACAAAAGUUUCCGAUCCUCUUUAACAAAGUAUG
Gilbertella persicaria is the source of this 1339-nucleotide messenger RNA. RefSeq lists its product as uncharacterized. The transcript has 3 exons. The record is from RefSeq and is a predicted model, not a curated record. Bases 15 to 1295 code for a protein of 426 amino acids. Lineage: Eukaryota; Fungi; Mucoromycota; Mucoromycetes; Mucorales; Choanephoraceae.